Messenger RNA from Didymodactylos carnosus, 2931 nucleotides. The record is from the annotation of a GenBank genome assembly. Lineage: Eukaryota; Metazoa; Rotifera; Eurotatoria; Philodinida; Philodinidae.
AUGAUUCGUUUUACUCGUACAACAGCGGAUGCUUCUGAAAAUUCUUCUAUUGUUAUUGAAGAUAAUAAAGAUGAAAAUGAUUAUCUUACUCGACAAGUUAUCAAGGAUCACAUUCGUCCAGCAAACGUAAUUGGCCUUAUUAAAACAAAAUUAAUAACAACAAAAAAAUCGUUGGAAAAAACCGUAAUGAAUACUAGUAUAACAGGUGAUGAAAUUCUAAGAUCAAAUUCAGUGAUUCAAGAAGGGAUGAAUGGUAACGUAAAAAAGUUACCUUCGACAUUAUCAUUAGAACAAAAUGGUAUUGAUCAACAAAUAAAACCACUAAAAUUUCUUCAACAUUCUUCAUCCUCGGCAUCAUUGUACACCCAAGCAACACAACCAUCAACACCGAUACUCACAACAACAUCAAUACAAACACUUUCUCAAAAUACUCCAACAAAUGAGAGUGAUAAUUAUCAUGAGAAUAAAAUUGCUGCCAGUGCAUCGGAUUCUGUAUCGAAUGCUCGAUCAUUCACAACGAAUCCUUUAGAUCGAAAACAAGAACUUCUUCAUAUACCUCCUUCUACGGAUAGUGAUAAUAAUAAUGAUCGUGAACAACAAUUAUCCCAAAUAAUACAAAAACGAAAAGCAAGUUCAGUGCGACAUCGUCGUCGAUCAAAAUCAUGGACAGAUCAUCUCCAACAACAGAAACAUAAUUUAAAACCGCAACUGGAAACUACAACAUCAUUUAAACGAACAAAAUCUGCUCGACAUUCCAGUAAGAAACAUAUCAGUCGAAAACCCCCAGUGGCAAGUCCAGCACGUCGUCGUCGCCAUUCGAGUCAUCGUUUACAAAGUGUCUCCUAUCAUAAAUAUCCUGUCCAAUCAGUAUCCUUUCGUGAAUCUCAAAAGCAAGAAGAAGAAGAUGAAGAAGAACAACAAUUGAUAUCGGUACAAUCCUUACCAUUACAUCGUAAAGCAUCAAAACAAAUAACAUGUGCUAUAAGAAAUUGGCCAUUUCAAGCCACUUAUCGACAACGAAGCGAAGAAUUUAAACGAAUAUUUAAAGAUUUACCUAAUGAUGAACGACUUAUUGUUGAUUAUUCUUGUGCAUGGCAAAAAGAAAUAUUAAUUCAAGGACGAAUGUUUUUAUCACAAAAUUAUUUUUGUUUUCAUGCAAACUUUUUAAAAUGGGAAACGAAUUUAUGUAUUCGAUGUAAAGACAUCGUUUCAUUGACAAAAGAAAAAACAGCCAAAGUCAUACCAAAUGCCAUUGAAAUACGAAACAACAAACAAGAACGAUAUUUUUUUGCAAGUUUUGCGGCAAGAGAUAAAACAUACAUGAUGAUAUUUAGAAUAUGGCAAAAUGCAUUAUUAGAUCAACCAUUAUCAUCUCAACAAUUAUGGGCUAUGGUGCAUGAGAGUUAUGGUGAUUAUUUAGAUAUGACAACUGAUGAAGAAGAUAACUAUCAUCUUGUACGACUAUCGACAACCAAUGCGCAAUCAUCGUCAAAUAAACAGAAUAAAUCGGACGAUAAUCAGAGUUUAUCGAAUGGAACAAAUGAAAAAGCUGGUGGUAGAAAUUAUGACAAAUACGAUAAUCCCAAUUCAUCAUUGUAUUCUCAAGAUAUAACUGAUGAUCGUGAAAAUGAUGAAGAUAAUCAAGAAGAUGUCUCAAAUACAAAUACUUUAGUUCGACAAUCGCCACCAUUUCAACAACAACAACAACAAACAGAUAUGGUUGAAGAAAAAUAUAACAAUCAAACGACUACAUCUACUUUAUCAUCACAAGAUAAUCCAUUAUCUAGUUCACCAACAGCUGAUAUUGUCUAUUUGACACAAUGUCCAUGUGAAACUCAUUUAGCGACUAAUUUAAUUGAACGUACAUAUCAAAUAUCUGUAGAAAAAUUAUUUGAUUAUAUAUUUGGUGAUAAUGAUUUAAUCAUUGCUUAUAGACAAGCACGAAGAAUAAAAGAUUAUCAAGCAACUGAUUGGCAAAUAAAUCGUGAAACAAAUAAACGUGAACGACAAUUAACCUAUAAAGUAUCGGUAGCUGCUGUUUUAGGCAGUAAUACAAUAUUUAGUACAGAAAAACAGAUAAUUGAAAAUGAAAAAUUGAAUUCACAUUAUAUUGUGAAUACAGAAGUACAUAAUGAAGGUAUUAAAUAUGCGGAUACAUUUUAUGUUGCAUCAACCUAUUGUCUAGUACAAAUUGGACACAAUAAAUCAACGUUAAGAGUCACCUGUGAAGUACGAUAUGUUAAAAGUUUAAUGAUUCUUAUUAAAUCAUUUAUUGAAAAAAAUGCCAUGGCUGCAUUACAAGAUUCAUUUCAAGAUUUGAUGAAACGAAUUGAUAAUGAAUCAUCUCGUCCUCGUGCUGGUUCGAACAGUGUUCAACGUUCAAAAAAACAAGAUAAACCAUCGUCAAGAAAACAACAAGCACCCUUAUUACCACAAUUGAUAACUGAUCAACAACAAAAUCAAAAUAAACAAAUUGAUUCUCGACAACAGCCAAAAUUGUUACCAUCAUCUCCAUCUUCUACAUCUAUUCAAUCUCCAUCAUCAUUAGGCACAAAAUAUCAUUCACAAACAUUAACGACACAUUGGUUAUCAAAUGAGAAAAUAAUGCCGUUUUUUGUUAUUACGUUGAUUUUAUUAUUAAUUGUUAAUGUAUUUUUAUGUUUUAAAUUAAAUCAAAUUGAUACAAUGGCAGAUCGAUUAGUACAAAAUUAUCCACUGUGGCUUAGAGGAGAACCUUUUCCGCAACAAAAUUCUGAAUGGAACACGUUAUUACAGAGACAAGAACAAUUUUAUCAAACACAAUUAACAGGAUUAAGAUCAGUAUUAAUAACUACACAUCAUGCACUAAAAAAUGUUACCGAUGCACUACAAGAGUUAACUAAAGUGAGUGUUCUAAUUGGUGAUCACAGUCAACAUCGACCAAAUUCCUGA